AUGAAUAAUAAAGUCUUGAUUCUGCAAAAAAGACCUGAUGAGUCAUUUCCGUAAAAUAUGAACUUUUUUGAAAUCUAAUAAUAAGUCACACCUCAACUUAAUAAGGGAGAAAUUCUAAUUCGUGUUCUAUAUAUAGGAAUAGAUCCAGUCAUGAGAGUUUGGCUUUCUGGUGCAAAGACAUACAUAGAUUCAGUAUAAAUAGGUUAAGUGAUGCCAGCAUUUGGAGUAGGAGAAUGUAUAGAGAGUAAUGCUAAGAAUUGGAAUCCAAGUAAUUUUUAUUUUUUAAUAUUCUAAAGGAUAAUUAGUGUUUGGAGUAUUGGAAUGCGCUUAGUAUUGUGUGAGAAAGAUAAACAAAUUAUUUAAGGUGCCAUCUUUUGUUGAGAUUGGUGAUCCAAUAAUUCCUUUGACAUUAUCAAUGUAAAUCAAAUUUGAAUAUAAUAUAGUUAUGGUGUGACAGGUCUUACUGCUCUGAAUGCUAUGAAAUAAAUACCAGAAUCUAAUAGACCUAGUAGACAAAAUUCAAAAACAUUAUGUGUGUCAUCAGCAGCUGGUUCAACUGGAUCAGUUGUUUGUUAAAUAGCAAAGAGAAUGGGAUUUAGAGUAAUAGGGAUUGUGAGCAGUAACGAAAAAGUUCAAUUCUUAUAGGAACUUGGAGUUGAUGAAUGUGUUACAUAUAAUGAAUGUAAGCAGAAUGAAGAAAUAAAUGUGAAGUAAAUAUUUAUCAUUAACAAAAUAGUGAAUUAACAAUGUUAAUAAAAUAGAGAUCACCAUAAGGAAUCGAUGUUUAUUAUGAUAAUGCAGGAGAGGAAAUCUUGGAUGCAGUUAUUCCUACAAUUAAUAAGAAUGGAUAUGUAUUGUUAUGUGGAGCUACAUCUACAUAUAAUUCAUGGAAAUAAAGAUGUGGUUUGAAGAAUCUUGCAAAAGCAAUAGAGAAUUCAAUAAAGUUUGAAGGAAUAAUGUUUUUGAAUGAAAAACAAAAGAUGUAUGAUGGAUUUGCUGAGAUGGUUGAAAUGGUUAAUGAAGGUUCAAUUAAGCAUUAAGAGGAAAUACUUUUAGGAAUAGAAUAAUUUAUUAUCGGAUUGUAAAAUGUAUUCUUAGGAAAAAAUAAAGGAAAAACAAUAAUUCAAAUUUAUGAUAAUUAAUAUUAGUAAGCUAAAUUAUGA
This is a messenger RNA of Paramecium sonneborni, 1163 nucleotides long. The record is from the annotation of a GenBank genome assembly. NCBI's taxonomy places the organism in Eukaryota, Ciliophora, Oligohymenophorea, Peniculida, Parameciidae.